Messenger RNA from Styela clava, 3068 nucleotides. Its product is annotated as crystal protein-like. The record is from RefSeq and is a predicted model, not a curated record. Lineage: Eukaryota; Metazoa; Chordata; Ascidiacea; Stolidobranchia; Styelidae.
UAUUGAAUAUGACGAGUAUCUUAAAAUUACUAUUCGUAAUUGUUACAUUAACAACCAAAAAAGUUUUUUGUGUAGUCGAAAAGCGAACAUCUCCACAAGAAGUUUUUAUCGAGACAUUAAGCAGAAUGUACAAUGUACCAGAAAGUUCUCAAGACACAGUAGAAGAUGUAUUUGAUGUGUCAGGCCCUCAGCCCCAAGUUCAGACAUCGUCAGGACUGAUACACGGGAUAACUACUGAUCAUGAUCAAUCGUUUUACGGAAUUCCUUAUGCACGACCACCUCUUGGAAGCCUGAGAUUCCAACCCCCUCAGUCUCUCAAUACUCCAAAUAAAGUUCGUAACAAAACGACUCAAGACUUCUUAAGCUGCUAUCAGAUUGGCAGGAUACUGAGGCUUUCGGAAGACUGUCUUAAUCUGGAUAUACACGUACCGCACCAUGUUAAUUUAUCUGACUCUUUUAUGCCCCCAGCCGAUCGUUUACCGGUUAUGUUUUGGAUUCACGGAGGUGCAUUUUUUCUCGGUGCAGGCACAUGGCCACAAUACGAGGGGAAAUUCCUGAGCGAAGUUACAAACACCGUUAUUGUGAGAGUGAAUUAUAGACUGGGUCCGUUUGGAUUCCUCACGUAUGAAGCGAAUGGGAAUAAGAUAAAAGGAAAUCAAGGAAUUAAAGAUCAGCAACUCGGUUUGCAAUGGGUUCAAGAUAACAUUGAAAAAUUUGGAGGAGACAAAAACAGGGUGACAAUAUUUGGAGAAAGCGCUGGGGCCCAAUCGGUCAUGCACCAUUUGCUUUCCCACGUUAGCGAUAAGCUAUUUCAUCGAGCGAUUAUGCAAAGCAAUCCUUUUCCAAGUUUUUAUCCAACGUUCGAGGAAUCUCUCAAUAGAACGGAAGAAGUUCUACAGUUUCUAAAAUGUGGACCGAUAGAUGUUGCUGGGCCGGUAGAAAGAAAAUGCUGCAGACCGCUAACAACCGAUAUUGAUUGUCUCGUGGAGGCGGAACCUCAGCAACUCAUCAAUGCAAUGGUAUCUAUAAUGACGUCAGAGUUUGUUAGAUUCGAUUUUUAUCAGUUUGUCGAGCCAUUUCGACCAAUUAUCGAUGGUGAUGAAUUCACAAAGCAGCCGAUUGAACGUUUCAAAGAGGGAAAUUGGCAAAAACAUAAACCAAUCAUAUCGGGAACCAACAGUGAAGAACUCGUCGUUUUAAAAUUUCUAGUUCCGUUUCUAAAUGAAAAUUCGUAUAAGAUUUUGAACAAUCGCAUGUUUGAAGGACUUGGAAAGUAUGAAAAUACAGGAGAAAUUGUUUCCCAAAAGUAUAUGGAGAUGUAUGGGACUUCAAAUUUUCCUGAAUUGUUCGGUAUCGAAACAACUCAUUUGGUAUUCACAUGUAACCAGAGGGCGCUGGCCAGAUACGCAUCGAAUACAACACAGUCUUCUGUAUACCAUUAUGUAUUCAGCCACAGCUUGGAUGGACCAGACUGUGAGGCACGUUUAGGUCGACUUUGCAAUUACUCGUGUCAUGCUUCGGACUUACAUUUUACAUUCCGAACGAUCGAGCAUUUAGGAUUGGUGCCUGAUGUGGAGGAUAUACAAGUUUCGAACCAAUUUAGCAACUAUUGGGGAGGAUUCGCGAGAACGGGCAAUCCUUCCGAAGGUUUAGAAACUCCAUUACCGGGAGAUUUUCCCGAAUGGCUUCCAUACGUCGGAACAAACCAAGGCAAUGAAGAACGAUGGCUGAAUUUGCGACUAGACGAGCCUGUGGCGUACCUCGAGAGCGAUUACGAAAAAGAAAUUUGUGAUUUUUGGGAUAGCCUCGGUGUAUACAUGAAAGCUCAAGAGACUUCAACGCACACUACUAUACCUGUCACCACCGCCAGUGUAACAAUGCCUUCUAUGCCCACAACGACAGAAAGUGAUGGAAAAAUCAAUACCACCAGUGACGGUGUCAUCGUACGACCGACAGUAGCAUGUGUCUUUGUUACUGUGCUAUUCGCAAUCUUGAGAGGUUUGCUUCAAUAACUUAGACGUUGCGUUCAUAUGAUACUUCCAGUUAACUCAAUACACAUUUCUUUGGAAAUUCGGUUGUCUAUUACCUACAUUUCCUUGAAAGGCAAUAUUAUCCGACUUUUUUACUAGCUAAUUUAGUCUGUUUUCGCACACAUUUAUAUAAUUCAUGAAUAUAUGCUAAUAGUUCGAACCAUUUUGUGGAUAUUCGUGGUUAUGAGGUCGCUGGAUUGACUCUUCUCUUGUAGUUAGUCCACAUCGGAUCAAAUGUUUUCUUAGUGACAAUGUCGAUGCCGAACGGAAUUUCACCGCCAAGAUUUUGUUUUAGUUGACAACUGCAUUUGUGAUGAAGUCAGUUACAUGAUAUCCAUGUAUGCUACAGCCAAUAUAACUUGCAUGUCCGCCAAGUUUCAAACAUUAUAUACAGUCAUUUGGGUUAUGGACAUAUAAGCCCACAGCCAUGUGCUUGUACCCAAAUAUAUAUAUAUAUAUAUACUUGUGCAAACUUGUAUGCCUGGAAUUACCCAUGAGUACAAUUGUACGUGGGUGCAAAAUGUUCAAGAUUUUAGAACAUGCAUAUAAAUUGCAUCCGUGUACAUUUGCAUCCAUAUACAUUUGAACCUAGACAUUUUCACCCAUAUACAGUUGCACUCACGUACAAUUGCACCCGUGGACAUUUGUACCCAUGUUCAGUCUUCAUGCAUAUUUUCACUUAUUGAAUAGAAUAGACAAACUUGUACCCUGUAGCCAAUGAUAGUAAGCGCGGAUGUACUAUUCCAAGUAAAAAAUAUAAGACGUAAGCAAAGUAACGUAAGUAAAAGACUCAUUUUACUUCGUAAAUAUUUUAAAAUCUUCUAUGCAUAAUUAUUCUAGUUACUUUUUCAUGGUGCAUUACUAACCUAUCUCAGAUUCUUUUUUCUAUAGUCUACUCCAGCGUUUCCCAAACUUUUUUGGCCAUGGAACACCCACGAUUUUCAUCUCGGCUCGCGGAACACCAAAAAAUAAAAGGGUAAAAUUGAUAAAGAAAAAUGGUGUAGUUCAGCGAUUCCCAGAGGGGUGGCGAGUUGCCAA